Messenger RNA from Helicoverpa armigera (cotton bollworm), 6253 nucleotides. Its product is annotated as serine/arginine repetitive matrix protein 2. NCBI's taxonomy places the organism in Eukaryota, Metazoa, Arthropoda, Insecta, Lepidoptera, Noctuidae. The record is from RefSeq and is a predicted model, not a curated record.
CGGCGCCACUCCGCGCCGGCCGCAGCCGAGUCGCGGCCCUAUCGACCGGCCGGACGUCCGCGCCGCCCCGCCGAGUGCGCGCUAUGUGUCAUGUGAACCUUUCCUAAAUAUGUAACAUGAAAUGAACCCACAGUUAACACCGCUCGCCAUCCAUCUAAUAAUUCAUUCAUUUUCAAUCAAUUCUCGAAAAUAAGACUUACACUCAGGAGGGACAUACGACGAAGAAGAUGAAAGCAGCAAUCCUACUCUUCUAAAAUAUUUUCUUGGUAACCUGUUCAAUCAAAUUUCGUAAAGUUGUGUCGUGGUGGAGUCAGCAGAGAUAACAGAAUGCCACAUGUGUGUACAUUAUUAAUGUGAGGGCCGUGCGACGGCGGCGAGUGAGUGCGCGAGUGCGGGACACAUGCAGUAGCGCGCGGCGCAGCGCCGGCCGAUGGCGGGCAGCGGCGCGCCCGUGCGCCAGCUGCGCCGCGGGCCCGCGCCCAUCGCCUCCUUCGACCACGACGUCUCUGACGAGGUGAGACCGCCAUCAAGUCCGGAGACAAAGCAAUCGUUUCGGCUACCGGAGAUACGCGAGGACCCGGGGCGCAGUGCGAGCGCGGGGCUGGCGCCGCCCGAGCAGCGAGCGCGCUCGCACUCGACGCCGGGGCCCGGCGCGGCGCUGCCGGCGGGCGGGCUGACCGCGGCCCCCGCGCCGCGCAUCGACAUCUCGCGCGCCUCCAGCUCCAGCCACCACGACUCCCGCGACAGUUCGCCCGAGCUGGCGCUGUUCGCGGGCGCGGGCGAGGACUCGCGCACGCGCCUGGAGCUGGGCUUCCGCGAGGACGGCGCGCUGGAGCUGCGCUCGUCCACCGAGGAGCUGGCCUUCCUGGAGGGCGCCCCCGGCGAGCCCCGGCCCGCCGCGCCGCCGCAGCCUGCCUCGCGCCGCCACUCGCGCAAGGACAGCCAGGGCUCGGAGGCGGCGCUGCUGGCGGUGUCCGGCCGCACCAGCCGACUGUCCAGCGUCGGAUCACAGUGCUCUGCGCAUUCCGCGCUCUCUGCUUUCAGCCAUCAAAGCCGCCAAUCGGUCGGACGCCUUUCAGUGGUCUCGGGUAUAUCCAGAUCUCCCUCACCGCACAGAAUGUUACUUGAGACUUCUUUUUGCGGACCGAAACCUAUAGAGACCGAUCCGGAGAUCUGCGCUGCAGCGGUAGAAGAACGCCUCCUAGAGAUUGCGAAACUGAGUGCGGCUUCGCCGGCGGGCGCGGCACCCGUGGACGCGCGCGACCGGCGCGAGGUGCGCACCGAGGCCACCGUGGAGCGCGCCGCCGCCCGCGCGCCGCCGCCCUCGCCCGCGCCCGCGCCCCUGCCGCCCGCCGACUUCCACGAGCCUCCAUUGCCUAAGGGCGCACCGGCUCCGGCACCAGUUCUAUCUCCUGCCAAAGCUCAAGCUCCUGUCCCAGCUCCAGCACCAGCUCCUGUCCUGGCACCGCCUCUACCCGCACCGGAGCCAGCUUCAGCACCAAUUCUCACUCCGGUACUUACUGCUCUUGAUGAUGAUAAACUACAGAAGGAAACACAAAAUCGUGCACGAGUUCAAGAAAGGCGCGCACGGCCUCGUGUGCGUCGAGAACCGUCCGAACCAGAAGUCUAUAAGAGUGUUAAUCGUUCAAAAGAUAUUAUCAGAAUAAAGCUCAAGCCCGACGAUGACUACGAGGAAGAAGAGGAUGAAAGCAAACAAACCAGCGAGGUGGAGGCGGAGGCAGCGAGGGGCGCGGAAGCGGCGCGCAAGCCGGCCAGCUUGGAGCUGUGGCCCGCGCGGCCCACCGAGCUGCCGGCGCCGGCCUCGCCCGGCGGCCGCCGCGCGCCGCGAGACAGCCGCACACCCUCCCCUGCCGGAGUACCGGUCUCGCGAAAAUCUUCCUUUUGCUCACUGUUCAAAUCACGCGAGACCAUUGCGUCACCUGACUCGCCUUCAGAUGCACUGCGACGCAAAAGAAGUCUUACAGAAGGUCGAUCGCGAAGCAAAAGCCGCGACCGCUCCGCAACCCCAACUUCCGCGGGUAAGAUUAGAGGUUCUGUAUUAUCAUUGUUUCGGACUCCACGCAAAAGUGCUGCUUCUCCUUCACCGAGUUCACGUGAAGGAUCUCCGGUCGUUCAGCCACAGCGGCAGAUCACAGCUAUCACACCGCAGCCUGUAGAACGCACUCGGCGCGGUGAUAAACUGAAGUAUUAUGAAGAUACUAAAGAUGGUAUCAUUCACAUACCACUGCGAACGCCACCUGACGAGCGGCCAGGCUCUAGUAGCGCGCGUCGGCCACCAGACGUCACCAAGGCUACGGUAGAAGUGACGACACAUCGCGAACCCACCCAGACGCGCCCGGCGUCAGCUCCGCAGUCCCGCCCAGUAUCUGAACGCGAAUUUGCUCCACCCGCUCCCUCUCAAAAACCGAUUCAUCGAACUGUUCUUCCUGACGGGAGCAUUAUAAUACCACUUCGCUCACCAACUGAGCGCAUGCCCGAAGAUCGUUUGCCAAGUCCACCGGUCAAAGGCUCUUCGCCACCAGAAGACACUCCGCCAAUAGUAGUAGAAACCAAAAGCAUGGCAGCCGUCGAAGUGAAGACUGUCCAGGCAGCUGUGACUCCCCGAGAAAAAGAAGAUAUCGUUAAAAUACCUCCUGUGGAUGUGCAACGGGUCGAGUCUGCAUCCGCUACUGAUGAUGGCCGGCGACGGCGCAAAGAAAGACUCGUAUUUACAACUCAUGUCGGUAGUCGCGAACAGGUUUUCAGCACUCAAUUUAGCAUUACAAAGACUCCAAGUGUAACUAGUGAAAUAUCAGGGUCCUUCCCAAGCUUCGUCGACGGUGACGAUAUGAAGACGUCGAGUCGAGACGUGGCCCCGGGAGCCAUCCCGGCCAGCCCGGGCGAACUGUCCGACGGGACAGCAACCAGCCCAGGCAACCGGUCCGCCGGCACCGCUACCAGUCCAGGCGAGCGUCCCGGCAACUCGAACGGCAGCGCGGGCGCACGGCCCGGUGGCACCGCGUUCAGCCCCGGGUCCCCGCAGGAGCCCGUGCGGGACUCGUCCGAGUCGGAGCCCAGCUCCGAGUCGGCUCCGCCGCUGGCCGGCGACGAGGUGGAGAAGCGCGGGCUCGUGGUGCAGCAGUCGUUCGAGGAGGAGCUGCCGUACGUGCCCACCACGCUGCCGCAGGAGCGCUCGGUGGCGCUGCCCAUGGUGCCUGUGCGCGAGCGCGGCGGCGUGCUGGUGUCCGGCGUGUCGCGGCCGCGCGCCUCCGCGCCCCCCGCCGCCCCGCGCGCCCGCCCGCCGCCCCGCGCGCGCCACGCCCGCGCCCGCCCGCCACCCCGCCCGCAGCCCUGCCCGCCGCCGCCCGACAAGCUGCGCAUCCACCUGCCGCGCCGCCCCAGCACGGCCGCCCCGCCCGCGCGCCGCCCGGACCGCCCGCGCACCCGCAGCGGAAGCGACAGUUUCGAUUCACGACCUAAAACCGAAUGGAUCGAUUUCGAGGAGGUGCCAGAGAGACGAAAACAGCCGAAACGCAUUCAGACGCUGCCAGCGGCGGCAGCGAGCGGCGCGGCGAGUGCGGAGGCGGGCGGCGCGGGGGGCGCGGUGGUGUUCAGCUACGUAGAGCCGGAGCAGUGCCGCUGCGAGUGCCACGCGCACGCGCGCGACGACGACCAGCUGCCGCUGCUGCAGGACGAGCUGCAGCCGCUGCGCGUCAGCUCGCCGUCGCCGGAGGGCGCGGAGGAGGCGCGCGUGGCGCUGCGCGUGCAGGUGGCGCCCUUCACCGCGGACCUGGACCUGCGGCCGGACGGGGAGGCGCGGCCGCACUGACCCGCCGCUCCGGCGCCGCCGCUCCCGCACGCACGCACUUCACCGAUUUAACGUUUUAUAAAUUAUAUUCUCUAUUGACUGGAAGGAGAUGUUAUCAUUUUUGAGAUGUAAAUUUACCCGGUUCAUUAGAUGUAUAUGUAUAUUUAUAGCGUCGUUUAUAUCUCUCCUAUUAGCUACCGUUGAUCUUUGCAUUUUUGAUGUUUAUUGAAUUGUUCAAAGUGUACCAAAUGUACAUAGUGAUUUUUACGGUACGAUAGUAAUAUUUAAUGUUCAACGGUGACGUUUGACUCGACCGAGUGCCCGGUCACCUGCCUUACCCGCGAGUUCACACGUUCACCCGGUGUUGUCGAUCUACAGCUCUCGUCAAAUAGCUGUGCCCGGCGGAAGUCUCGCGCAUGCGUAAUACUGUUUUGUUCUGACAUUUCGAAUGCUUCGCAGUCAGUAGCAGCCCACUUGAGAUCGCCAUAUUCGACGAGGGCUGUAAGAAACCCAAAGGCUUAGGCUGAGAUCUAUUAGCGUUAUAACAGUAAAUUGUCUAAACUCAAACUUAUAUUUUUUGCUAAAACAGAUAGAUUUAUCAUUUGUAUUGUGGUCAACAACCUUAAUGACUUAAGUGCCUACUAAAAACUUGGUUAAAAUGAUAGAGCGUUAGUACCUAGCUAUUUAUGUGACGAGUACCUACUUACUUGGUAAAGUUGGUAUUUUAGUGACGCGGUGAUUGCCUCAGAGAAACCAAUGGCAUGACUUUAACUAUAAUCACAGGUAGCAGUCGCAUGACAUAUUGGAACUGCUGAAACAUGUGCAACUUGAAUGAUAGUUGAUGUUUCGUUGCUGGGCGAGGCCGGCGCAGUUUGUGAGGCAGUACGUCAGUCAGUACCCACGUGGUAUAUUGUUUGCGUCCGUGUAUAUGCCUACUCAGCUGAAUCUCGUCCUAUAAAUAAACAUAUGUAUUAGGUUACCCAUUAUAUUUGUAAUGAAAUGUUAUCAAGCUAACAUAAGUUGAGUGAAAGAACUCUCAACGACUCCACAGUCAAACUGUGUAAACGGUUUCGUGGGGCGAACGCGUAACUGUGUGUAUGUAUAUCAUGAUAAAUAAAUAAAUACAUUGAAAUAUCUUAAGCACUUGUCGCUUUCGCUUCAUAGAACUCAGCCUUACCUGGACAUCACGUCAUACUUCAUAAUAUUAUGUAGGUACGUGUCAACAUGUUUAGUUUACCACCAAAAAGCUCAUUAUGCGAAACUAAAUCAACUUGUUAAUGUCUACUUCUCAACAUAGGAUUAAUGAAGGCAUUCGAUUUGUUCCCGGUUCUAUCUUUGACAUUGAUAAUAAUAUGUUUUUAUUUGCUUAGCUUUAGACGAGUCGAGCAGAACUUCACCCUGUGCCAUAGUGAGUGACACUCCGGCUGACUCCGUUGACGUUACAAUUACAGCUACAACCAUGAACCAUGACAUCGUCAAAAUAUCAUAUUAAUUGGUACCUGUAUGUACCAACUAACGAAUUUGUACCCGCUAUUAAGCAAAAAAACAGAGAGUAGAUAAUUUGAAAUUAUAUGGUACUUAUUUGACAUACCUACAGUUAGGGCUGCCAUCUCGAAUUUCGCCAAACCCGGACAAACAUUAAAAAAACCCGGACAUUUGGCGUACCUAAAUCGCAUUUUUUCCCCGAACGAGUAGGUACGAUUUUUUUUAAACAAAAUAAUACCUAAUCUGUAAUCCAUUUAAUAUUAAAAUAUACUUACAUUCAAUGAGGUGCUUCCUUACAUGAAGUGUCCGGGUUUUCCCCGGAUACUUCUUGAAACCCCGCCCGGACGGCCUCCAAACGAGGACAAAUCCGGGGAAACCCGGACAGAUGGCAGCCAUACCUACAGUGCAUGUGCACAUGUGUCAACAAGCAGUACGGAAUUCGAAUCAAUUUUAAAGGCGGUUAUAAGCCUAGAUCAAUUAUAUUGUAGUAUUCUAACUCGUUAGGUACCCGAUAAGUUGCGAACUAAGUGUAACACAAAAUGGACCAAUAUGCUUCUAUGUGUAAUUGAGUGGAGCCAGGCUACCCAAUAGUAGUGUGUGAACUGAUUGACAUGUUGCUCGAUGAUAAACAUAUCCAGCCCAUUCUCCAAGCCUAAAAUAUAAAUAUCAUCGCAUGCUGUUUUAAAAAUGUUUUUGCCAAUUGAGCUUUUUGGUACAUUUGUAACACAAAACUUGCAAUAAGACUUGUGAUAACACGAAGCUGUAAGCCCGCGCUCGAGAGCCGCGCCUCUCGCGUCCCGUGCGCCUGCGCAGCUGCAUUUGCCACUUUAUUUAGCGACUUUAUCGUAAUGUUAGUUGGUUUCAUUAACGCAAUAAUAUGUAAGAAAUGUAUGUAAUGUUAAAACAAAUCUAUCAGUUAGGCAAAAGUCUGAAACGUAAAAAUAUGAAUUUUGCUUUCCA